This is a messenger RNA of Oreochromis niloticus (Nile tilapia), 2616 nucleotides long. RefSeq lists its product as uncharacterized. Bases 249 to 1577 code for a protein of 442 amino acids. The record is from RefSeq and is a predicted model, not a curated record. Lineage: Eukaryota; Metazoa; Chordata; Actinopteri; Cichliformes; Cichlidae. The transcript has 6 exons.
UCCCCACCAAAGCUGUUAGAGAACAGUACGCGCUAGGGGUAGUGACAUUGUUCCCAUCCCUGAAAGACCCAUACUCCAAGAAAGGCUAUGAACACUUCUAUGAUGCUGCAAGCAGCACUGGAUACAUUUCUUGGCGUCUGAAAACGAUACAGAGAAAGACUAGACGAGGAUCUGCACCACCAAGUAGCUCCACUGGCUUUGCUCAAGAAGGAGGGGGCCCAAAUUCCCAAAGGCCCAUUAAUGUCGACAUGCAGCUUGAUGGAGAUGCUUGCCAGGAGGCCAUCUCUUUGCUGAACCAUACAUCCGACACUUCCUUGAUUUUCCAGAAGAUGAGAGAGACCUUUCAGCAUCGUCAGAAGCUCAUCAAUGAUCCUGACAAAAGUCUUGAUAUCCUGUCUAUCUUCCCAAGAUUCUUGGAUACAAAAGGAUUGGUGAAUCAAGACUUCACUCUCCUGUUUGAUGAUGAGAUAUCUACCAGGCUGCUUCAGAAAUGGGAUCCAAUCUUUAGGUAUCAAAUCAUCAAAGAGGCCAAGCAGCUCACCUCAACAGUAGAGUUGCGUCAAUUGGUGCAGUCAGCAGAGAGUCUACCAGGAAGUGAUCUUGAUGAGGCAGCAAGAGGACCAAAGUAUCAAAAAAUCAGCGCCUCUGAUGCUGUUGAGAGACUUGUAGUCUUUCAUAAGUCUUGCUGCAGUUUGGAAGAGCAUCUCCAGAAUCAGCAGAGUCAGCAGCCAUACCUCCUGGCUGUUGGGCGCCAGAAGAGGAAGGUCGACAGCUUCUAUGUUGCCAUAGACAAGCGUCUCAUCCCCUGCCAGGCCAGCCGCUCCCUUGGGGCAUUUGAUGAGCUUUUUAAAGCUCAUUUUGUGUUCAGUGUGUCUUAUGAUGCUGCACUUGUGAAUUUCUACACAUUUCUGCAGACAACAGUAUACAAUAUUGAUAUGGGGAAAAUGAAGGAGUCCCCAAGAGUUCGUGACCUGAGAGCCAAAAUCCUUAACCAGGAAAUUCUUCUCACAACCCAAGUAAAAAUCAUUAAAAUGCUGACAUGUGUUUUGUGUAAGAGAGCUUAUCCCAGCAGUCAGCAGCUGAUUUCACAUUUAAGAGGUGAACAUGGUUAUUAUCCUGGACCUAAGUUUAAGUUAUUUUGUUGGCAGCCAGGCUGCAGGCUUCAGUUCCAAACUUAUGCAGGCUUUAGGAAGCACCUCAGUAGUUUUCACAGCAAUGUUGACCAAAAUGAUCGAACUUCAGCCAUUGCUUGUUUUUCUAAUGACACAGUUUCACCUGCUUUGGAGGACCAGUUUAAUUCCUCAAAUCUUCCUCACAGUUCUCCCAGUGUUCUUCCAGAGUCUAGUUCUUCCAGUGUUCCAGUGAGCAUUGAUUCAGUACUUACAAGGGAUUCAUCCAAAGAAAUGUGUGCAUCCAUUGUGGCCAAACUGCAGGGUAGUGGCCUUUCUAACAGUUUAGUAUCCUCACUUGUAGGCGAUUUGGAGGAAUUAACAAGUGAGCUUCGCUCAGAAGCAAAGCAGGCCAUUCUUUCUGCGUUACCCACAAAGGACUCCAGCAUAUCUUUAAUAAAUAAAUGAAUGCUUUGAAAAUUUUGAAAACCCUUUCACCAAUCUGAACACAGAAUGGAAACGAAAUAAAUACUUCAAUCUAAAAUGGGGAGUUGUAGAACCUAGAGAAAUAACACUUGGAGUGAGGUAUGACAUCAGGCGAAAUCAGAAGUCUGGUACUUAUGAUCAAGUACCUGUGAAGGAUACUUUUAUAUAUGUACCUAUUUUGGAGUCUUUGAAGUUCAUGUUUAGAAAUCCAGAGAUUUGUGUUUUCCUGCAGAGAGAGUGUAGCUCAGAGCCUGAUGCUUAUCAUGACUUUUGUGAUGGAAGUUACUUUAAAACUCACCCUUUGUUUUCAGCCAAAAGGCAUGCAUUACAAAUUCAGCUAUACUAUGAUGAUUUUGAAACAGCCAAUCCUCUUGGCUCUAAACGCGGAAUUCACAAAAUUGGCUGUAUUUAUUUUGUUAUAAGAAACUUGCCCCCAAAAUUUAAUUCCAUUUUGAUGAACAUUCAUUUAGUGUCACUUUUCCACACACCAGAUCUGCAAAAGUAUGGUUUUGAUGUUAUACUGGAACCACUGAUAAAUGAUGUCAAAAAACUGGAAAGCCAAGGGCUAAGUCUUCCAUUUUCUGAUGAGCAGGUAUAUGGCACAAUAUCACAGAUCACUGGAGAUAACCUAGGGAUGCACUCAAUUCUUGGUUUUAAUGAGUCGUUCAGUAGCCGUCAUUUCUGUCGCCUUUGUUUGAUUGAGAAGAAUGAUUGUCAAAUGGUGUACAGUGAGGAUGAUCCUAAAAUUAUUCCUCGUGGGAAAGAUUUGUUUGACAUACGUUGCCAGUCUCUUCGGGAAAAUCCUAAAUUGAAGUCACUGUAUGGGUUGAAAAGAAAUUCUGCACUCAAUUCAUUGCAGUAUUACCAUAUUUGCAAUAACUACUCAUUUGAUAUAAUGCAUGACCUUCUUGAAGGUGUGGCUCAGUAUGAGGUCAAAUUGCUUUUUGAGUAUCUUACGCAACACUUCAUAUCAGAACAGAACUUGCUUUCUAGGAUUUAUGGUUUUGACUAUGGAUUUUUA